AGUCCCGGUAGCGGAUGGGCACACAGACGGAUCCAGGCAAAUAUUUCAGCAUUUAUAUUAACCCUGACAAGCACAGCGGACGCAGGUAUGGAUUUUGACGAGGUUCUGGAGGAAAUCGGAGAGUUCGGUAGAUACCAGAUUAUCACCUACUUACUCAUAUGCCUUCCGGUAUUAUUCAGUGCUGCUAACAGCCUAACUUACGUCUUCACAGCAGGAGUGCCAAAUUAUAGGUGCCUUGUUCCGGGCUGUGACGACGAAACGAACCCCCGUUAUUUGACUCCGUGGGUACCUGAAGCCGUUCCCCCAGCAGAAAAGGACAAUGAGCUCGGGGCUUCCACAGAGUACAAGCCAGACCAGUGCCACAUGUACACCCCUGACAGCAACGUCACCAACAUGUCGUGUCCCCUGGGACACUUCUCAAGGAACACAGCCAAGUGUGAUGCCUGGCUGUAUGAGGAUAGCGAACACACUAUUGUCGGUGAGUGGAACAUCACGUGCCUAGACAACCAGUGGAAGCUGUCUCUUGUUGGGACUGUACACUUUGCUGGCAUCCUCAUGGGCUCCAUGGUGUUCGGCCUGCUCGCUGACACGUUCGGCCGGAAGGCGGUGUUCCUGUUCUGCAUCUUGCUGAUGUCAGUCAGCGGAGUCGCCCAAGCAGCGGCGCCCGAUUACGUCACAUUCCAGCUGUUCGUUUUCAUCAACGCCCUCGGAACCGCGGGCGUUUACCCUCUUGCAUUUAUCCUCGGAGUGGAGUUGGUGGGGACGCAGAAGCGAGAGAUGAGUGGCGUUCUUCUCAACUACUUCUACGCUGUUGGGGAGGCGGCCGUGGGUCUCGUGGCCUGGCUGACCAAGUCCUGGGUCGCCAUUCAGCUGGCAGUAUCUGCUCCGCCCGCCAUGUUCAUACUGUAUUACUGGUGUAUCCCCGAAUCUAUUCGGUGGCUGCUGGCAAAACGGAAGAACCGCGAAGCUGCCAAGAUUGUCAAGAUGGCCGCCCAAGUGAACGGCGCCGUACUGUCAGACCGUCUGCUUUCAGCGUUUGAUGACGAUAACACAAAACAGAGGAAGGUUGAGGAGGCGGAGAGUAUAGACGAAAUCCAAGGAAUAUCGAAGACAGUAGUUCAGAUCUGCAAGUCCAAGAAACUGCUACUGCGUUCUCUGAACUUGUUUUAUAACUGGGCUGCCAACGCGUUUGUCUACUACGGUCUGUCCGUGAACUCGACAAGUCUGAGUGGCAACAAGUACUUGAACUUCGCCCUCGUCUGUCUCGUGGAAAUCCCCGGCUACACGCUUGCUUGGGUCGCCAUGAACCGUUGGGGCAGGCGGAAGCCCCUAGCUGCCUCCCUUCUGCUCUGCACUGCUACCUGCCUGGCUGCACUGUUCGUCCCGCAAGAUAUGAACCGGGUGGUGGUACUACUGUUCCUGACAGGGAAACUUGGGAUCACAUCUUCGUUCGCCAUCCUUGUGGUCUACACGACAGAACUGUACCCCACAGCGAUGCGAAGUAUUGGGGUGGGCGCCAGCUCCACUGUGGGCCGAGUGGGGGCCAUGUUGGCGCCUUUCGCACCUCUUCUGGGUGUGUACCUGCCAUCUCUGUCGCUGCUGCUCUUUGCAAGCGUCUCCUUCAUCGCCGGAGUGUUGGCUCUCCUGCUUCCGGAGACGCUCGGCGCCAGGCUGCCUGACACCGUGGAGGAGCUUGUGGCCUUGUGAGGAUCUCAUCGGGUUACAAUGCACGAGUGAUGAACCUGGGCCCUUAGAAGCGCUUUCCUUCAUGAGUUUUAUAUAUACGGACGCAAUAUUUCCUUCUAGAAUGAUCCUUAUAAAUAGCAGAGUUCACAUGACCACGAAACGAACGAAUUAGGAAGGGAAAUCCCAAAGAGAGAAGUCCCCUCAAAACGUAGCAUAUGUAAGUAAGACAGCCGACUUUAUACUGAGCUGGAUUCUGUAGUACACAAAUGUAAACUGGCCGCGAGGGUGACAAAAAAAAAUACGAUAAAUAUCACAAAAUGGCGAGAAAAAGAUCCGCUUCUGGUUUCGAAAGAUGGCAGUUAAUUAACACUAAUUCAAGCGCUACUUACGUCCGUGUAUAUCGAAACACGUUUCACCCAGCGACUUAACUUUAACACUGGUGGGUACGCCCCUAAGCAGAUAUUACUCAACAGCAAACUUGGUGGUUGUGAUGUAACAUA
Messenger RNA from Cryptotermes secundus, 2186 nucleotides. Its product is annotated as organic cation transporter protein. The transcript has 11 exons. The record is from RefSeq and is a predicted model, not a curated record. Lineage: Eukaryota; Metazoa; Arthropoda; Insecta; Blattodea; Kalotermitidae. Gene Ontology annotation, cellular component: membrane. Gene Ontology annotation, biological process: transmembrane transport. The coding region runs from base 88 to 1707 and encodes 539 amino acids. Gene Ontology annotation, molecular function: transmembrane transporter activity.